This is a messenger RNA of Xenopus laevis (African clawed frog), 1721 nucleotides long. RefSeq names its product vacuolar protein sorting 37 homolog A L homeolog (gene vps37a.L). The transcript is spliced from 13 exons. Gene Ontology annotation, cellular component: ESCRT I complex; late endosome membrane. Lineage: Eukaryota; Metazoa; Chordata; Amphibia; Anura; Pipidae. The record is from RefSeq and is a predicted model, not a curated record. Gene Ontology annotation, biological process: protein targeting to membrane; protein transport; protein targeting to vacuole. The coding region runs from base 309 to 1451 and encodes 380 amino acids.
UUUUGCAGCUUUUCAUCAGGUAUUUGACAUCAUAUAUCACAGGGAAAAAGAGACGCAGGAUUUCAAAAAAGUCUAGUUCUACCUCGGGUGCAUGCCCCCAGCCUGCUGAUGCAGCUCAUGUAAGAGAUGUGUGAGGAUCCAUAUCUUCUGUCAAUGUGAGGAAGAAACAGAUUCUCUUGUGUAACUACCAGAAACUCAGCUAAGCUGUUCCCUGCAUCUCCCCUCCCCUUUAAAGUCUGAAAACAGCAACAACAUCAUCAUCAUCAUCCUAUUUAGAGCUGGGCCACUGAGCUGAGAUUAUCUGCACGAUGAGUUGGCUCUUCCCCUCGUCUAAGAGCAACAGACCUCUUCAACAACUUACAAGCUUGCAGCAGCAGAAACAGAGACAGAUUGAGUCCCUUAAAGCUUGCCACAGCAGUAUUAUAGAAAUUCAGAAAGAUGUGGAAUACAGGCUGCCCUUUACGGUUAAAAACCUGACCAUCAACAUAAACAUUUUGCUUCCUCCGCAGUUUCCUCAAGAUAAACCUCACAUCAGUGUUUUUCCACCUAUUCACCAUCACCUAGUGGAUAAACAAGGCAUGAAUGUCAUCUUCCCCCCUGUUAAUAAUUUUACGAUGCACUCUGAUCUUGGGAAAAUAGUUCAGACUUUACUAGAAGAGUUUUGGAAAAAUCCCCCCACACUGGCCCCUAGUUCUGGAUCCUUUCCUUAUUUGUUCAGCAAUCCUGCAGGACCACAAGUGUACCCUCAUCCUGGGUUCCCAUAUCUUCCAUCAUACCCAGCGCAAGAAUCCAAUAGAUCACUUCCAGAAACUGUUCCUCCAGCCCACAACACUGCCAAAGCUGCUGCCCCUGCCUACGGGUUAAUCACAGAUCUUCCCCUACCAGUCCCUACUUCUGACGUGGGUAUUAACGGCUUCACCUACAAGAUGCCUGACCUGCCUGAAACUUUUCCUGAACUCUUAGAACUAAGUGUAUCCCAGCUCUCCGAUAUGUCAGAACAAGAGGAUGUUUUGUUGGAGCAGUUUGUGAAUCUUCCACAGCUGAAGCAGGUCAUUUGUGAUAAAGAAGAGUUAGUGAGGAACAUUGAGGAGGUGGCAAAAAGAAAUCUUCAGAUGGAGCCAAUUUUGGAAGUUAAACGACAAGCGAUCCUGGACAAAUAUGAACAGCUGAUGCAGCUGAAGUCGUCGUUUGAGAAGAAGUCGCAAAGACAACAUGAGUUGAGUGAGAGUUGCAGUUUGAGUGCUCUGCAGGCAAGAUUAAAGGUUGCUGCGCAUGAAGCCGAAGAAGAAUCUGACAAGAUUGCAGACGAAUUCCUUGAGGGCAAAAUAGAAAUCGACGAGUUCCUUGUUAACUUCAUGGAGAAGAGAACGUGUUGCCACAGUAGAAGAGCCAAAGAAGAAAAGCUUCAGCAAGCAAUAUCUCUGCACAGCCAAUACCAUGCACCAUUAUAGAUUGUUCUUCAAAUGACAGACAGAGUGAUGAAACUGUAGCACAACGCAAGCACAUUUUGUAUUUAUAAAUUGAAAAAAGUUGGAAGACUGAAAUCAUUAUUGAUUGUUAUAUUAAGGACAUGUUUAUUCAAUAUAACCAGGUCUCCAAAAAAAAAAAAAAACCUGCUGACACUUUAAUAUUAAUAAGUGUUAAUUAUGAGUCUAAUUUAUUUCCUGUUAUACUGCGAUGGUUUCUUGCAUUAACAUAUUAAAUAAUCCAUUUAACACAAA